This is a messenger RNA of Phragmites australis (common reed), 2172 nucleotides long. RefSeq names its product serine/threonine protein kinase OSK4. Gene Ontology annotation, molecular function: protein serine/threonine kinase activity; ATP binding. NCBI's taxonomy places the organism in Eukaryota, Viridiplantae, Streptophyta, Magnoliopsida, Poales, Poaceae. The record is from RefSeq and is a predicted model, not a curated record. The transcript is spliced from 11 exons. Bases 303 to 1826 code for a protein of 507 amino acids. Gene Ontology annotation, biological process: protein phosphorylation; intracellular signal transduction.
CAGGAGGAGCCAAAAUGCGGGCGCGACCGAGAGAGUGAGGCGCCACGUCAGCGCGAUGGUGAUCUUCCCCGGUAACGCCGCCCCUUCGCUCUAACCCGGCCGAGGCGGCGAUUAAAUUAAGCUGAUUCCGGGUUAAAGCCUCCGGGAUCCAACCAAGGCAAACGCUGCUACGCCCAAGCCUAAAACCUCUCCCGGUCUCGGCUCGGUUCGAGCGAGUGGUGCUCUCCCCGUCUCGUACCGCACUCGCCCGCGCGCAGGAAGGUUGACCCCGUCGGGGGCCGGCGAGCUUCGCAGAGUGAAAAAUGGAUGGAAAUACUAGAGGGGGUGGGCAUUCUGAAGCGUUAAGAAACUACAACCUGGGAAGAACAUUAGGUAUUGGUACAUUUGGAAAAGUGAAGAUUGCAGAGCAUAAGCUUACAGGACACAGGGUUGCUAUAAAGAUCAUUAACCGUCGCCAAAUGAGAAAUAUGGAAAUGGAAGAGAAAGCAAAUAGAGAAAUCAAGAUACUGAAGCUGUUCAUUCACCCCCAUAUCAUUCGCCUUUAUGAAGUCAUUUACACACCUACAGAUAUAUAUGUUAUGAUGGAGUAUUGCAAGUAUGGUGAGCUGUUUGAUUACAUUGUUGAGAAAGGCAGAUUACAGGAAGAUGAAGCUCGCCGAAUCUUCCAACAGAUUAUAUCUGGUGUUGAAUACUGCCAUAGAAACAUGGUUGUUCAUCGUGACCUAAAACCAGAAAACUUGUUGCUUGAUUCGAAGUAUAAUGUAAAACUUGCGGACUUCGGCUUGAGCAAUGUCAUGCAUGAUGGUCAUUUUUUGAAGACUAGCUGUGGGAGUCCAAACUAUGCUGCUCCAGAGGUAAUUUCUGGUAAAUUAUAUGCUGGACCAGAGGUUGAUGUAUGGAGUUGUGGAGUAAUCCUUUAUGCUCUUCUUUGUGGUACUCUUCCAUUUGAUGAUGAGAAUAUUCCCAACCUGUUCAAAAAGAUAAAGGGAGGUAUCUAUACUCUUCCAAGUCAUUUGUCUGCUUUGGCCAGAGAUUUGAUACCAAGAAUGCUUGUUGUCGACCCUACGAAGAGAAUCACAAUUCGUGAAAUUCGAGAGCAUCAAUGGUUCCAGAUUCGCCUUCCUCGUUACUUGGCAGUGCCUCCACCAGACACAACACAACAAGCCAAAAUGAUUGAUGAAGAUACUCUCCAUGAUGUUGUUAACUUGGGAUUUAACAAGGACCAUGUGUGUGAAUCACUGUGCAAUCGACUGCAAAAUGAGGCAACUGUUGCAUAUUAUUUGCUCUUGGACAAUCGGUUUCGAGCUACUAGUGGCUAUCUCGGGGCAGACUAUCAGGAAACGACGGAUAGGAAUUUAAACCAGAUGGCUUCUUUGGAAGUAGCUAGUUCUAGUACGAGGCAUUAUCUUCCAGGAAGCAGUGAUCCUCAUGGUAGUGGCUUGCGGCCACAUUAUCCGGUCGAAAGAAAAUGGGCUCUUGGACUUCAGUCUAGGGCGCACCCUCGGGAGAUAAUGGUUGAGGUUCUCAAAGCACUUCAAGAAUUAAAUGUCUCCUGGAAGAAGAAUGGACAGUACAACAUGAAAUGCAGAUGGUCCCUGGGUUUUCCUGAGGAUAUGUUAGAUGCCAACAGCAGUUUUCUUAUUGACUCUACCAUCAUGGAUAAUGGCGAUGUAAAUGGGAGGCUACCUGCUGUGAUCAAGUUUGAAGUCCAGCUUUACAAGACCAGGGACGACAAGUACCUGCUGGAUAUGCAGAGGGUUACUGGACCUCAGCUACUUUUCCUGGACUUUUGUGCGGCCUUCCUUACUAAGCUCAGGGUUCUAUAGUGCCGCGUUUUGCUUCAGAGCGGUGAAUAACCAAACCGAGGGUUCGACCGCGUGUGGUCUCUCACUGCAGUGAUGAAUAAACGACAGCGUGUAAAUAGGCAACUUUUUUUUCUUUUUUUUUCCUUGUUGACAGAGAACCGUGUUGCUUGAGUGAGUAUUCCUCCUGGGUUAAGCACCUAGGUUGGUUGUUAUAGAUAGAUUUGAUAGUUCACAGGCUUAGUCAACUGUCUGGGUGGACAAUGCUGUUUCUGCAGGCCGUGGCAUGGUACCGCUGGUGCUGGUGCUGGUGCUGCAGGCAAGCUUUUAUGAAAAAUGCAAGAUCUGGCUUCUGUUCACCCGUUGAGAA